ACUUGCCCAUCACAUUCAUUAAAAGUUUUCAUCACGUGAUAGACCGUUAUUUCCACUGCGGUUUCCCCGAGUUCAUUAAGCUCGAUGUUGUCCACAUUGAGAGCUGCUUCGUUAAGGGCAGCACUGGCAACAACUAGAAGACAAGCAAGAUCAGGCCUACCUUCUUCACGCACAUUACACCAUAUUUCCAGCACAUGGGGAUCCCCGUCAGCAAACCUCGUGCCCAUAGUCAUCGAACAGACAGGAAGAGGCGAGCGAUCGUAUGACAUUUUCUCUCGCCUAUUGCGUGAACGUGUAAUAAUGUUGUAUGGACCUAUACGGGACACAGAUUCAGCCCUGACCGUUGCGCAACUUUUGUUUCUUGAAGCUGAAGACUCCUCGAAACCAAUACACCUGUACAUAAACUCUCCUGGAGGAAGCGUGACUGCAGGACUAGCCAUAUAUGACACAAUGCAGUACGUCUCUUCGCCCAUACAUACAUAUUGUGUGGGACAGGCAUGCUCCAUGGGAUCUCUAUUAUUAGCAGCGGGUGAAAAGGGAAAGCGUCAUUGUCUUCCCAAUGCCAGCAUAAUGAUCCACCAGCCUUCUGGAGGCGCCUCUGGACAAGCUUCUGACAUUGCAAUCCACGCUAAGGAGAUUUUGCGCGUGAGACAUUUACUGACAAGUAUAUAUCAGCAGCAUUGUGCCAAAGUAGAGGAGAGUGAGGCAUCGGGGUUGGAGCGGUUCGAGAGGGCCCUGGAGCGCGAUUAUUUUAUGACGGCACAAGAAGCCCUUAACUUCGGGAUUGUUGAUGGCAUUCUGGAGAAGAGACCAAGUUCCGAAGGCGAUUCAAAUUUGGAUGGUACACGAACCUAAAGCCCUUCUACUCCCAGAUGGGCGCGAUAUGAAGCUCACAAUGGAAGCCCCUUUCGCCUUUUUUGUAGUGUUGUCUACGCCCGUGUAAUCUUCGCUGGUGAUGGGGUAGGAUAGCAUGGCUUUCCUCACACGUGAAAUGGACUGAUGCAACCAAUGCUG
Suillus discolor is the source of this 1014-nucleotide messenger RNA. Its product is annotated as Clp protease-domain-containing protein. The record is from RefSeq and is a predicted model, not a curated record. Gene Ontology annotation, molecular function: serine-type endopeptidase activity; ATPase binding; ATP-dependent peptidase activity. Lineage: Eukaryota; Fungi; Basidiomycota; Agaricomycetes; Boletales; Suillaceae. The coding region runs from base 85 to 855 and encodes 256 amino acids. Gene Ontology annotation, biological process: protein quality control for misfolded or incompletely synthesized proteins. The transcript has 9 exons. Gene Ontology annotation, cellular component: endopeptidase Clp complex.